GGGAAAAAAAUGGUUCUACAAACUCAGAGAGUGCCGACGAUCAUCUUCACUCUUAAAACGCUCAUAUGGCUUCUUUGCUUGGGAGUAAUCAAUGUCAAGGCACAAAAGCUUCCUGAUGAUGAAGUUGAAGCCCUUAAAAAAAUAGCCAAAGAGCUAGGGAAGAUGGGCUGGAAUUUCUAUGUAGACCCAUGCGGUAAUGACACAAGUUGGGAAACACCACCUGAUAUGAAGUUGGACCCAAGAUCAUCGUACAAUAAUUCUGUAGAAUGCAAUUGUGCAUACCCUGGUGCUGUAUGUCACGUUGUUGGAAUAUUUCUUAAAGGGCAGGAUCUUUCUGGUGUGCUUCCAACAUCCCUUGUGAAUCUGCCUCACAUAACGAUGAUUGAGUUGUCUCGAAACUAUCUGACUGGUACAAUUCCAUCCGAAUGGACUUCUCUAAAGUUGGAACGUCUGUCCACUUCUGUAAACCAGUUAUCGGGAAGAAUUCCGAGCUACCUGGGAAAAAUUACCACUCUUAGAUUUUUGAGCAUAGAGAACAAUCGGUUUUCUGGAACUGUUCCCCCUGAGAUUGGAAAGUUGGUUAACUUGGAGACUCUUAUUCUCAAUUCUAACUUCCUCACUGGAGAGUUGCCAGUCAAUCUAACUUGUCUCACAAACUUAACUCAACUUAGGAUUAGCAAUAACAACUUCACGGGAAGAAUACCUGAUUUUUUCAAUAGUUGGAAAAAGCUUCAGAAAUUAGAGAUCCAAGCUAGUGGUCUCGCGGGGCCUAUUCCUCCAAGCAUUUCUGUCUUGAGUAAUUUAACUGAGCUAAGAAUUAGUGACUUAGUUGGUGAGGGUUCUAUAUUUCCGAACUUAACAAGCAUGACAAACAUGAAUAGAUUGAUGUUAAGGAGCUGCAAUCUCUCGGGACAAAUUCCAACAUACAUAUCAGAAUUAAUGCCACAACUCCAAACUCUAGAUCUGAGCUUCAAUAGAUUGGAAGGAAAUGUUCCAGAGUUUGAUGAUAGUGCAAAGUUGCAGCGCCUGUUUCUGACAAGCAACUUACUCAACGGGACAGUUCCGGACUGGAUCAAACGAAGAAAUCCUGACCAUGAUCUAGAUCUUUCUUACAAUAACUUCUUAGAGAGUUCUAUGCCACCAUCUUGUCGAGACACACUAAAUUUAUUUGAAAGCUUCUCUGGACAGGACUCAUCAGUUGGCGAGUGCCCGAAGAACCUUCCUUGUUCGAAAGACUGGAAUUCAGUGCAUAUAAAUUGCGGUGGAAACGAAGUCAGUAUUGGAAACAUUACAUACGAAGCAGAUCUUGAUGCAUCAGGUGCGGCAAACUUUCAUCGCACCAGAGAGAAUUGGGGAUUCAGUUCCACUGGAAAUUUCUGGGAUGAUAACAGCAGCUCGAAUGCAUACAUAGCAAAUAAUGCGUCAGAACUCCGAAUGAACAGCCCUGAAUUGUACACAAGUGCACGCCUCUCUCCUCUUUCUCUCACGUAUUAUGCACGUUGCUUGGCAAAUGGAAAAUAUACCGUCACGCUACACUUUGCAGAGAUAAUAAUAACAGGAAACAGAUCUUUUUCCAGUCUUGGAAGACGGUUAUUUGAUGUUUAUAUCCAGGGAAAACUGGAGUUAAAGGAUUUUGAUAUCGAAAAUACUGCAGGAGGGGUUGACAAACCUUUAGUUCAGAAAGUUGAAGCAGUCGUGAGUAACAAAAUCUUACAUAUCCGCUUUCAUUGGGCUGGCAAAGGGACAACAGCUGCCCCAACAAGAGGAACAUAUGGCCUUCUCAUAUCGGCUAUCUCUAUAGAAAUUAAUGAUAAUCCCCCUGAUAAUGUCAAAACCACAAUAUUCAUUGUGACUGGAGCUUUAGUGUUGGCGCUAUUACUCAUUUUAGGCAUUCUUUGGUGGAAAGGCUGCAUAGGAAGCAGGAUAUCAAGGGAAAAAGGGGAAACGCACCAAGGAUUUCAAUGUGAAGAAAAUCUUGUAGACAACAUGAACCAAGAUAAACUCCAAGAGCUACCAAUAUUCAGUCUUAAGGAACUAGCAAGUGCAACGAACAACUUCCACCAAUCUAACAAACUUGGACAAGGUGGAUUUGGUCCCGUAUACAAGGGAAAAUUGCUAGAUGGACAAGAAAUUGCCGUAAAACGACUUGCAAGAUCUUCAAGGCAAGGGCUAGAAGAAUUUAUGAAUGAAGUCGUAGUGAUUUCUAAACUCCAACACCGAAAUCUUGUUAGACUCCUUGGUGGGUGUGUUGAAGGAGAAGAAAAGUUGCUAGUCUAUGAAUACAUGCCAAACAAAAGUUUGGACGCAUUUCUUUUUGAUCCAAUCAAGCAAGAAUUGCUAGAUUGGAAAAAACGUUUCAACAUUAUUGAAGGAGUUGGUCGUGGUCUACUCUACCUUCAUAGGGAUUCAAGAUUAAAAAUUAUUCAUAGGGAUCUAAAAGCAAGUAACAUAUUGUUGGAUGAAGAGCUAAAUCCAAAAAUAUCAGACUUUGGAAUGGCCAAGAUUUUCGGGGGCAAUGAAGACCAAGCCAAUACUAAAAGAAUUGUCGGAACAUAUGGCUACAUGUCUCCUGAAUAUGCAAUGGAGGGGCGAUUUUCAGAAAAAUCGGAUGUCUUCAGCUUUGGAGUGUUAUUGCUAGAGAUAGUAAGCGGAAGGAAAAACACUCAUUUUUAUCAUGACGAAGGGACCGUGAGCCUUGUAGGACUUGUAUGGAAAAUGUGGAACAUGAACAACUUGGCAGCAUUAGUAGACCCCAAAAUACCAAGAUCUGGCUUUGAAAAUGAAAUCUUUAGGUGCAUACAAGUUGGGCUGUUGUGUGUACAAGAAUUCGCUAAAGAUAGACCAACCGUAUCUAUUGUUAUUUCUAUGUUAAAAAGUGAGAUUGUUGAUCUACCUUACCCAAGGCAGCCAGGAUUCACUGUAAAUCAGAUUACCUCAGAAAAUGAGUUCUCUUACCCCAAUCAAAAAGUUUGCUCUAUCAACAAUGUCACUGUUUCAAUGGUUCAUGGUAGAUGAUGACAUGAUCUUGAAA
Molecule: messenger RNA, 3031 nt
Organism: Juglans regia (Persian walnut)
Lineage: Eukaryota; Viridiplantae; Streptophyta; Magnoliopsida; Fagales; Juglandaceae
Product: probable leucine-rich repeat receptor-like serine/threonine-protein kinase At3g14840
Exons: 24
Coding region: 10-3015 (1001 amino acids)
Biological process (GO): protein phosphorylation
Molecular function (GO): ATP binding; protein binding; protein serine/threonine kinase activity
Source: RefSeq, a predicted model, not a curated record